Molecule: messenger RNA, 807 nt
Organism: Suillus paluster
Lineage: Eukaryota; Fungi; Basidiomycota; Agaricomycetes; Boletales; Suillaceae
Exons: 7
Coding region: 1-807 (268 amino acids)
Source: RefSeq, a predicted model, not a curated record
AUGUAUUGGGGCGUGGCAGUCGCUCAGACCAGUUCGCAGGACUUCAAGGCAUUGCUUAUUACGGAUGUCGUAUUGAUGACUGUGGGCGUUGCGCUGUGUCAAGCUGUCAUCGCUCUGCGUGUUUGGUACCUCUUCUCGAGGAACAAGCUAAUACGAAGAUUUUCUGCGUUGCUCUACAUCGUGUGCAUAUCUUCGACUUGGGUGUCAACCGGCGUUCUCUUUGAUCGAUACCUUCAGGAAGUUGAGCAACCAAAUUUUACCAGGAACCCGUCUAUAUUCGCCUUCGUCUACGCCCCUGCCUUGGUAAACCAUAGUGUACUUUUUGCCCUCACGACAUAUAAGUAUAUGGCGAGCGACCGAUUUCAGAGAGGCUCUUCGCUUCUAGGUGGGUUUCUGAAAGAGGGCUUAAUCAUGUAUACAUGCGCAAUGGGAUCGCUUCUGUACACGAUCAUCACUAUUUCAUCAUUCACCAAUGUUUCACACCUGGAUGUUUACUACACAGGCUUACAAGGGGGAUUCGUCGUCGGUGCAACCCUCGUAUCCGUCUGUCACGCGUUACUUAGCAUUCGAUCUAUAUCUGCGACACUUCACGUAGAUCCAGCAUGGCUUCUCAAUCACGCGGAACUCAGUCGCGUCCAGUGGACCAAAGGGGACCAUGAAGGCGAGAUUUUCGUCGAGCUAAAUGGUCCCAGCGAUAUAGAACUCCCCAUGAUGAAUCUUAGUCACACGGACAUUGCAGAUGCGGUGCAAUCUUUGAGUGAUAGUGAUGGUUUCGGAGUUCUAGGCACUCCCAUAAAAAGCUACUGA